AUGUUCAAUUCGCUCUCAGGAAAGUAUGAGUCACUCCCGCGAGAGACAGCUACAAUGUCAAAUGUUUUAAAAUGGUAUGCAUGUGGGCCUACUGUGUACGACAGAGCUCACUUAGGUCAUGCUAGAGCUUACGUUAGUCAAGAUAUUAUGCGGCGAGUGGUUGAGCGUACAGGUGGCUAUAAAGUACAGCUAGUUAUGGGUGUGACGGACGUGGAUGAUAAGAUCAUCACACGCGCAAAGGAGCUCAACAUGAAUUUCGAGAUGCUCGCGCGGGAACAGGAGCAUCAAUUUUUCGAGGAUAUGACUAGACUUUAUGUCAAACCACCUACAGUAAUUACAAGAGUGAGUGAACAUAUAUUAGAGAUCGUGGAGUACAUCAAGGAGAUUUUAAAUCGAGGCUUUGCAUAUGAAGCAGUGGAUGGUGUGUACUUUAGUACGCAAGAAUUAGGUCACGAGUACGGAAAAUUGGAUCCACAACGACAACCUGUGCUAUAUGAUUCAGUACCGAUGAAUGCACAAGGUGAUAGAGUGGAAGACGACGAAAAGGUAAAGAGAGAUCCUCGAGAUUUUGCGCUUUGGAAGGCAGCAAAGGAACCAGAUGAACCUGCGUGGCCGUCACCAUGGGGAAUGGGACGUCCUGGUUGGCAUAUCGAGUGUUCGGCAAUGACUCAUCAUGUAUUAGGGACAACUUUGGACGUACACACUGGAGGCGUGGAUCUUCGAUUUCCUCAUCACAAUAACGAGAUCGCACAGUGCGAAGCUCAUAAUUUUGGACAAUUAUCGGAACAAGAUCGACCAUGGUGUAAGCAUUUUGUUCAUUUUGGUCACUUGCAUAUUCGUGGACGGAAAAUGUCCAAGUCACUGAAGAAUUUCAUCUCGGUUCAUGAUUUUCUUACAAAUGGACAUACAGCGGAUCAAUUUCGCGUCUUUUGUCUGCAAUUUAAGUAUCGUGCCAAUUUGAUGUACUCAGAGGAUCGAAUACGCGAUGCGGAGGCAGUAGUAGAACGUAUACGAGGAUUUUUCCAAGCUGUUGUAGCGUAUGGCGAAAGGUCUCAACAUGAUGUUGACACGCAAUGGGUAGAUGAAGCUCUAUUGGACGAUCUUGACACACCACGUGCUCUUGCACUCAUCUUGAAUCUCAUUUCUCAUGGUAAUGCGUAUUUACUGGCUCAACGAGAAGAUUUAGAAGCUCCAGACGAGGUGCUCUUAUCGCUUGUGGACUAUAUUCUUGAAAUGCUGGACUUGUUUGGAUUAGAUGGACUUUACGCAGAGUUUUCAAAUUUGAUACGCAGUCGUUUUGCUACUUAUCGACGAACCAUUAUGAGUCAAGAAGAUCGCGGUAGUAGCUACGAGCACGAGUCUAUUCUUCGCUCUUUGGUUGCGUUUCGAGCUUCGGUGCGUCAGGAAGCGCUUCAGGAUCCUAAACAUCCAAGCAAUGCCCGUAUCCUUGCGUUGUGCGAUGCUUUGCGCAACGAGGAAUUGCCUCGAUCGGGUGUACAGAUCGAGGAUCUUGCACCAGGACGCUCGGUGUAUAAGUUGCUUUCCCAUUCAAAACGACAAGAUUGUCAAGCUGAGUCGAUUGACAAGAGUUUUCAUAUUAAGCAACAAGAAUUUGAACACUUGAUGAAAAUUGCUCCCGCUGAUUUCUUUAAACUCUCACCAGAGUUUACCGAUCGAUUUUUCACGUUCGAUGAGAAAGGAUUUCCAACACAUGAGAAUGAAUUGCCUUUGACAAAAACCCAAAUCAAAAAGCUUGCGAAGAAGUUAAAGAAGCACGAAAAGUCGCAUAAUCAAAUUGAAAGAUUUGAUGAAAUCUCCAACAUUUCAAGCUUCUCGGCUAUUCCGUUGCGUUACAAUCUUCAGACCUACAAGGUCAAAGGAUAUGUAGCACCUGGUGUCAAAGGUACAGCCAAAAACCUACAAAAACGUGACUAUAUCUCUUUCUCUUAA
Molecule: messenger RNA, 1950 nt
Organism: Plasmopara halstedii
Lineage: Eukaryota; Oomycota; Peronosporomycetes; Peronosporales; Peronosporaceae
Product: cysteine-trna ligase
Exons: 4
Coding region: 1-1950 (649 amino acids)
Biological process (GO): cysteinyl-tRNA aminoacylation
Cellular component (GO): cytoplasm
Molecular function (GO): ATP binding; cysteine-tRNA ligase activity
Source: RefSeq, a predicted model, not a curated record